UAACAUUACGCACGAGACUCAACAGCUGGCAACUUGACUAUGUUUCGACCUGAAGAGCACGGCCUGGAGGCCGACUUUCGUCUAACUAUGUUUUCCACACUUCGAGGGUGAGGCUGCAAAGUCCCCGAAGAGAAGCUCAAUGAAUAUCUCAGGGGAACAGAAAUAGUUAGUAAGGCACCCAAAAACGAUGACGACUAUAUUGGCUCUGGAAUGGAUUGCGCAGUUAUACCUUUAGCUAGACACAAGGACUAUUCUCUAGUGCAGACAGUUGAUUUCUUUUAUCCGCUCGUUGAUGAUCCCGAAACAAUGGGUCGUAUUGCCUUGGCCAAUGUGCUGAGUGAUGUUUACGCCGUGGGAGUUACGGAUAUUGAUAAGCUUGAGCUGCUCAUCAGUGCACCAUCGAAUCUAACGGAAAAGCAACGCGACAUUGUGGUGCCACUCAUCAUGAAGGGUUUCCAACGAGCCUCUAAGGACAGUGGUUGCUUUGGCAGUAUAACCAUCAAAAGCGUCAUAAUCAAUCCUUGGUGCAUUGUGGGUGGCAUUGCCACAUCCGUUUGCCGCAAACAGGACAUCAUCUUACCCUGGAAUGCCAAAGCUGGCGAUGUUUUGGUGCUAACGAAACCGCUUGGAACUCAGCUGGCGACGAGUGCUCACAUUUGGCAAAAGGAGAAAAAUGAGAAAUAUCAAACGCUUUUAACUGCUUUCACAGACAUCGACAUACUCGACACAUUUCAAAUGGCAAUUAAAUCAAUGACAUACUUAAACCGAAAUGCUGCGCUUUUAAUGCACAAAUAUGAAGCACAUGCGGCAACUGAUGUGACCGGCUUUGGCUUGUUGGGCCAUGCAAAGAAUCUCGUCGAGUUUCAGAAGCAGUCGCUUUUAUUUAAAAUUCACAAAUUGCCCAUCAUUAAAAAUGUUCGCAAAUUUGGUGAAUUAGUUGGACAAAGCGCAAAAUUGACGGCUGGCAAAGCUGUGGAAACAUCUGGUGGACUCCUCAUUUGUCUGACUCCAAAAGCAGCUGAGGAAUUUUGCGAGGAAUUCACGAAAAUAACAAAAGGCGCACAAAAGGUGUUUGUUAUUGGUGAAGUUGCCGAUACAAAUGUAUCAACAGCAAAUUUAGCUGAGAAUGUCGAGUAUAUCGAGGUUACACUGUAGCGUAUGUAAAACCAAUUAGUUUUAAUGCAUCGAAUUGAGGAUUCAACUUAUGACUAUUAUUUCGCAAAGGCUUUUAGCUGGGAAAUAUUAUGAAUUGUUUUAUAUACGUAUUAAUAAAAUAUUUGGCAUUCAGUUCGAUAAGUUAGAGCUAAUUAUUUUUACAAGUCUGUAAAUCUGUACCAAAAAUAUAAAUGUAAAUCGCAAAGAUUUAACUGAAAA
Messenger RNA from Drosophila grimshawi, 1374 nucleotides. It is a transcript of the gene Sps2, whose product is annotated as selenide, water dikinase 2. Gene Ontology annotation, molecular function: ATP binding; selenide, water dikinase activity. NCBI's taxonomy places the organism in Eukaryota, Metazoa, Arthropoda, Insecta, Diptera, Drosophilidae. The record is from RefSeq and is a predicted model, not a curated record. Gene Ontology annotation, cellular component: cytoplasm. The transcript has 5 exons. Gene Ontology annotation, biological process: L-selenocysteine biosynthetic process.